Messenger RNA from Seriola dumerili (greater amberjack), 1263 nucleotides. RefSeq names its product GDNF family receptor alpha-4-like (gene gfra4b). The annotation marks the transcript as partial. Gene Ontology annotation, molecular function: signaling receptor activity. Gene Ontology annotation, biological process: nervous system development. Lineage: Eukaryota; Metazoa; Chordata; Actinopteri; Carangiformes; Carangidae. The transcript is spliced from 7 exons. Gene Ontology annotation, cellular component: signaling receptor complex; external side of plasma membrane. The record is from RefSeq and is a predicted model, not a curated record.
ACAGCUCUGUUGGAGGUUAUACUGGCCAGCAGAGACUGCUUGGUGGCUGGAGACUCGUGCUCGAGUGAUGAGACCUGUAGUCCACGUCUGCGGACUUUGCGUCAGUGUGUGGCGGGCAAUGGCAACAUGAAGCUGGGCCCCGGUGCCAGAAGCCAGUGUGCCAAUGCAGUGUCCGCCCUACUGUCCAGCCCCUUGCACGGCUGCCAGUGUAAACGAGGCAUGAAGAAGGAGAAGAACUGCCUGAGCAUCUACUGGAGCCUUCAUCAGUCUACCAUACACGGACUAGACCUGGUGGAGAGUUACCCGUAUGAGACUGUGCAGAGAGAUUACGACUAUGUUCGCUUGGCCUCUAUCACAGCUGACUCUGAUGUUGGCAUGACAACUGUGAAUCGCUGCCUGGAUGCCGCCAAGGCUUGCAAUGUGGACGACUUGUGCCAGAAGCUCCGCACAGAAUACGUCUCAGCUUGUAUCAAACCCACUGCCAAGUCUGGCCUGUGCAACCGACCUAAAUGUAAUAAGGCGCUGCGCAGGUUCUUCGACCGUGUUCCCGCCGAUUACACACACGAGCUGCUCUUCUGCCCCUGUACGGACACAGCAUGCGCAGAGCGUCGGAGGCAGACCAUUGUGCCCAGCUGCUCUUAUGAAAGCCCAGAAAAACCCAACUGCAUCACACAGAUGAGGAUCUGCAAAGCUGACUAUGUCUGCAGGUCUCGUCUGGCACAGUUUCAGUACGACUGCGAACCCUCUGAAACGUCUGCCAAUGGCUGCAAGCAAGGGAACUAUGGAGCCUGUCUCCUCGCCUACACAGGGCUCAUAGGAAGUACAAUAACUCCCAACUAUGUUGACAACUCCACGUCCAGCGUGGCUCCAUGGUGCUCCUGCUCAGCCAGUGGGAGCCAGAGAGAGGACUGUGACAAUUUCCUGGGAUCCUUCACCGACAACAUCUGUCUCCGGAAUGCUCUCAUGACGUUUGGAAGCGAAUCAGACCAGCAGCCGACUCUCAACCAGCCCACUACACCCAGCCUCAGCCUCAGCAGCAGAGAGAACAGGAGCACCACUUCUCCACCAGAAACCAUAGAAACGAUGAGGAGCCUUCUGGAUACAAUUAUACCAACACAGGCCCUGGGAAAUGAACUGCUACUGGGUCAGUCCACCUUGCCCUCCAACAGCCUCCCAAACUCUGCUUCACCUCCUAGUCUAAUGCUUCAAGCUGCCUUCAGCCUUCUGCUGCUGCUCCUUCAUCUGCUAAACAAUGGACACUAA